AUGGGUCUCUUCAGUGACAGCAGCAGCAACAAUACCUGCCCGACGCCGACCAAUUUUGCUACAGAAGCAUCAAAACCCAUCGUGGGCACAAUCUCCUUCUACCGUCUAAACAUGAUGGCCUCCGGCGCCUGCACAGGCCUGGUCUGUCUGAUCAUGUUCGGAUUGAUGUUCUAUCAUGCGACACACUUGAGCAAACCCAGAGAGCAGAUCAAGAUCAUGAAAAUCUGCAUGCUUCUCCCACUUUAUACGAUCACAUCAUUCGUCUCGGUUUGCUUCCCCAAAGCAGACGUAUAUCUCGAGCCAUGGCUCGAAGUGUUUCAAGCCAUUGCACUAGCAUCCUUCUUCCUUCUUCUCUGUGAAUUCAUCGCGAGCGACAAUCAGACCGAGGUGGAUGUGUUUUUCGCGGCAUUUGAAGCCCCGAAGAAGAAGAACGGGGAGCGUAUGCAUGGUUUGGAAUGGUUCAGGAAACAAUGGAUUGCCAUCUUCCAGUACCCAGUUGUGGCCAUUCUGGUGGCCAUUGCCACGGAUAUCACUCAGGGGGCCGGUAUAUACUGCCUGGACAGUAACAAGCCACACUUUGCACACAUUUGGCUGACCGUCGUGUCAAGCCUCUCCGUCUCAGCCGCCGUGAUGUCGGUCCUUAAUUUCUACAAAGCACUCAGCACACACCUAAAGGGCCACCAACCACUCGCCAAACUCCUAGCAUUCAAGCUCAUCGUCGGCCUCUCAUUUGUCGAACGGAUAAUAUUCACAAUCCUCCGCUCCACAAACACUCUAAAGCCAACCUCAACCCUAUCCUACGGCGACACAAAUAUCGGAAUUCCAAACCUACUCAUUUGCCUCCAGAUGGUUCUAUUCGCCCUCUUCUUCCCCUACGCAUACAGAGUAUCUCCAUACAUCAACGGCGGUCCCUACAAGGGCGGAUCGCUGGGUGGGAGAGCGUGGAUCGGGAUGUUGAGUCCGAUGGAGAUCCUGCGUGCGAUUAAGUUUGCCUGUAAUAUGGCGCAAUCCAGGCGCACGAAAAAAUCGGCGGACUAUUCUAACAUUGAAUUGGGGCCUUCUUAUGAGGCGCAGGCGCCCCCUUAUGGGUACCCUCAGGCGGGGCCGAUCCCGUCUCAUGACCGGCUUUUGGAUAGGAGACCUGGAGGCUUCAUGUAA
This is a messenger RNA of Penicillium cinerascens, 1158 nucleotides long. RefSeq names its product OSTA/TMEM184 family protein. The record is from RefSeq and is a predicted model, not a curated record. Bases 1 to 1158 code for a protein of 385 amino acids. The transcript has 6 exons. Gene Ontology annotation, molecular function: transporter activity. Lineage: Eukaryota; Fungi; Ascomycota; Eurotiomycetes; Eurotiales; Aspergillaceae. Gene Ontology annotation, biological process: transport.